Molecule: messenger RNA, 4680 nt
Organism: Caenorhabditis remanei
Lineage: Eukaryota; Metazoa; Nematoda; Chromadorea; Rhabditida; Rhabditidae
Exons: 15
Coding region: 1-4680 (1559 amino acids)
Molecular function (GO): serine-type endopeptidase inhibitor activity
Source: RefSeq, a predicted model, not a curated record
AUGGUGCUUCAUUCUCUUGGGUUACUGUAUCUUUUCCUUUUCCGCGUGGCAUUGGCAGAAGACUGCGUAGACCGUCCGUGUGUUGAAUGUAGACAUUACAUAAAACAAGAUGAUCCAUGUCUGCAUCAUGGAACAAAACCAAUGAUUUUCUGUGAUCCACAGACAAAUUUAAUGCAAGAAUCAUCCAAUAAUUUCUUGGAAUGUGUCCAAAAUCGUUGGGUCCUUCGUGAGUGUGUCACUGGGACCAUUUAUGAGUCUGGACGUGGUUGCGUGGAUCCAACUCUUCAACCCUUUAUGCAAGGAUUCUCUGUGUCUGGAAGUGGACGAGUCGGAGAUGUCUGUCAGUAUAAUACCGACUGUUUGAGUGGUAUGUAUUGUGCAACCGGAUUAUGCACUUGCCUCAGUACCUACAUUCUCAGAGAGAGUUAUUGUUAUGAAAAAGUGAACCCAAACCAACCCGGUUGCACUUAUGAUGUUCAAUGUGAAGCAGUCUGGCCUGGCUCAAAAUGUAGAAUGGACAGCUCCAUCGGUACCUGUCGUUGUCCUGAAGAAACUCAUGUGGCCCGUGAAACUCGUGAUGGUUGGGUGUGUAUCUCUCUUCGAGAUCACUCAUCUGGAGGCACUGCUCCUCUCUAUUUCGUCUGCCCUCUUCCCGAAGGAGCUGGUUUCAAAAUCUCUCUGAAUGACCCAAGCCCUGCAAUGGGUGCUUUCCCAGUUGGUUGUACCGUCGGAUCCUCUGCAACAAUAGAACCAGUCCAAGGUCUUCAUGGAGGCGGAGCUUGUAAUUGGCCAUCGGAUGGAGAAUAUAUCGGAGACGUUUAUGAUUGUAUUCACACCAGCCCACACAUCAAUUUGGCUGAAAAGUUCCCUCAAUCCAACUAUGCUCCCACUGCUGAUGGUGUCUGCUGUCCAAGUCGUGCUCUCGCGUGUAUCCAACCACAACUAACUGGUCCGAACCCUUCAGAACCUCGUUGGUGGUACAAUUCUGUCACCGGAACCUGUCAACAAUUUAUGUGGGAUGCAGGAGCAACUGAAGCUAAAUACCACUCACCAAAUAACUUUAAGACCAUUCAGCACUGCGAAUCGUACUGUAGAGACACUUGCCAACGUGGCUCUCCCCAAUAUUCUACGGAAUCCGCUGUUCACUCUGAACGUCCAAUAACUUCAUGUGCUGCAUCAAUUUCCUGUGCCAAUGAUUUCCAAUGUACUGCUAUCGGAAGUCAACAUCUCUGUUGCCCAACUCCUGGAUCUGUCUGCUCUGCUAAAGGAGGUCGUCCAUUUGAUAUUCAACCAAGAAACUCAAUUUAUCAUUCUGGAUUUAUGGUCUACACUGGAAAGGAGUCUAUCCGAUUCUAUUAUGAUCCUGGAACCGGAAGAUGUCAAGAUUUCGUGUAUAAGGGUGCAGGUGGAAACUACAAUAACUUCUUGUCAAAACAUGAGUGUGAAAUGUAUUGUGCUAGAUUACAAUGCGAGAGAGGAUCUCCAUUGAGAAUUGGCGAAGAAGCUCAAAGGUGUCAAAAUAAUGCUCAAUGUCCAUCAUCUCAUGAAUGUAAAGCUGAUCAAGGAGUAUGUUGUCCGAGGAAACAAACAAUCUGUGCUCAACCUCUCCGAAUUGGAGAUUGCACAGAAAAUGUAAAACGAUAUUGGUACAAUGCAAGAACCAGACAAUGUCAGAUGUUUGAGUACACUGGAUGCCAAGGAAACGACAACAACUUCGAUUCUAUCUUGGAUUGCCAAAACUUCUGUAAAAAUGCUAUUCCUGAACCAAAAUGUAUCCAAGGUCAAGCCUACAAAGACAUGUUCGGAAACUUUGUGACAUGUUCCAAUGGAAUGGGAUGCCCUGCCAACUAUGAAUGCUACUUUGAUGGAAGUCAAUGGGGAUGUUGUCCAACCAAAGCAUUCACAUGCUCCCUUAAUACUGACCCAGGCAUUCAAUGUGGUGCUGGAAGUACAUUCAAAUACUACUACAACCCACAGACUCAGAAUUGUGAAUCAUUCCAAUACAAUGGAUGUGAUGGAAACUCCAAUAACUUCGCCAACCGAGAUGCUUGCGAGUCUUACUGUAGUGUAGGUGGAUGUCCAAACGGAGGAACUCCUCUAAGAGAUCACUCCGGAAUGGUUAUGGUAUGUGGCGCACAACAAACCUCCUGUCCAGAUUCCCACGAAUGUGUUCCUGUUCUCGUCGGCAAUUCAAUGAUCAAUCGAUGUUGUCCAACUCGUGCCUACCAGUGUGGUCUCCCACCUCAACAAGGAACUCAAUGUGGAGCGAAUUUUGUUCAAAGAUAUUAUUUCAAUAUUGUCACCAGUCAAUGUACAUCUUUCCAAUUCGGAGGAUGUGAUGGAAAUGCCAAUAACUUCUUGAAUAUUCAACAGUGCAGAAACUUCUGUAUGAGUAACUCGUGUCCAGCUGGAAAUGUGGCUUACGUGGAUCCAAACUCUCAGAUGCCAAUCAAUUGUAAUGAGGCAUUGAGUAAUAGUUGUCCUUCUGGAUAUUCGUGUACCUUCAACCCACUCAUCAAUAAUCAUGUAUGUUGUGGAGCCACGGAUUCCGGAGUCUGUCCAGAUGCAGAGAAGGCGUUCAUUGAUACAAUUGACAUGUCACCAAGGGAAUGUUUGAUUAAUAUUGAGCAGUCUUGUCCAGCCAAUUAUUUGUGUCGUUUCAAUAUGCAGAAAAACAAAUAUUACUGUUGUUCAAGUAUCACUGGAAAAACCUGCCCACUCGGAAAGUUCCUAUACAAAGACCAGAGAACAACUCAACCAAUCCGUUGCACAAUCGGACGAAAUGAUCAAUGUCCAGAUGGAUACACGUGUCAAAGCUACCUCGCCAACGCCUUCCAAGGAUUCUGCUGUACUGCCAACUCUGUGUGUCCUGAUAAUGCUGAAUAUCUUAUCGACGAUCAAUCCCAACAACCAAGAGCUUGUACUCAAGGAACAUUCGUCUCUUGUCCAAGUGGUUACGCAUGUAGAUCUCUAACUUCCUCUUCUGACGGAUUCUGCUGUAAAUCUGGAAGUGGAACUCUCCCACCAUCAGUGACCGAUGGUUGUCCACCAAAUCAAUACGUCUAUCUUGUACACGGAGAAAUUGCACAAUGUGACCCAUUCAACCCUCCAAAUGCUCCAUGUCCAUCUGAAUUUACUUGUCAAUGGUCUCUAUCCAACCAACGUUACCAAUGUUGUGGCUCUAACCCUGCUCCAAUCCCAGUAAGACCUUCAGAUGGAUGUCCAAAUGCUCAAAUUGCCUUCCGUGACUCUGAUACAGUAAGAGUGUGUAGUGCAGGUGCCGCCAACUGCCCAGCUGGAUAUUUCUGCCAAUUCUCAAGCUCCAACAAUCAAUUCCAAUGUUGUGGAGUAAGCGGUGGCUGUCCAGAUGAGUCAGUCGCCUUCGUAGGAAUGUUGGGAGAGCCAGAGAAAUGUGUAGUCGGACAAUCCAACUGUCCACGUGGAUUCGCUUGCCAGAAGUCUGUAGCAGGACAUCACGUAUGCUGUACCGUCCGAAAGGUGGCAUGUGAGCAAAAUGAAGUUAUCAUCGAAGGUGAAUGUCAUGCACAAGUUGGCCCGGGAUCGGAGUGUCUCGCCAACGAACAAUGUACUGGAGGCUCGAUAUGUGAAGAUGCUAAAUGCGAGUGCAGACCACCAUUGAAAGCAUUUGGAGGAUUCUGUCAAGAGGAAAUUCAAUGUUCAUCCAAUCAAGUACUUCAUAAUGGACUUUGUCACAAUAAAGCAAAACUCGGAGAAUCAUGUCUAACAGUUCGUCAAUGUCAAGAGAACUCCGGUUGUAUCGAAGGAUCAUGUGAAUGUAAAAAAGGAUUUGUCGAGAAGGCUGGAAAGUGUAUGACACCAGUUGAGAAGAAGGCUGUGGUUUCAUCAAAAUUGGCGAGCGGAGUGACAUGUUCAAAACCAGGAUGGACUCCUCUGAUCGAUGAGGAACACGAGAGACCGAAACAUUGUUCUCCAAUCGGGAAAGGGUGUCCGAAUGGUUAUGAAUGUCAGAUCAAUAAUAGAAGAACUCAAUAUCUUUGUUGUGCACCGGAUUCGUCUACAGUAUCCAUGCCAUCACUUCCUCCACCAUCCACGACUACAACAGAAAGGAUUAUGACGACGAAAAAAGCCAACUCGAAAGUUUGCCCAACUGGACGUACCCCAUAUCUUCUAAACGGAGCACCCCAGAAAUGCACAAUCUCUCGUUGUCCUGCUGGGUAUGAGUGCACCUACCGUAACAAUGGAUAUCAUUGCUGCUCUAUGGCCAAUAAAGCAGGUCUUACUGUAGCUGGAACCACUUCAGGAUCUAUUGUUUCUAAAUCAACUCCAUCCCCUGACCAAGAGAAAUGUCCUCGUGGCAACCCUCUAAUCUAUCCAUCCACAAGUUCUCCUGUCCUCUGCCAACCUGGUAAACGUGGAUGUCCAGUUGGUUUCGGAUGUGUACAAAGUUCCACGUCAAACAAUCAUAUUUGUUGUCCAUCAAGACAUUCUGAUCGUCCUGGAUUCAGCAGUGAGACGUUUGGAUUGGGAACUUAUUACAGUAGAGGUCCACCAGCAGCCAUCAAUCCAUGUGAGGGAUAUUUGGUACUGGUGACAAGAGUGGUCAAUGGAAGAAUUGAGAAACGAUGUGAACGAAGCUGUCCAUUCCCACAAAUUCCAAUUGGAGGUGUCUGCUACGAGCUGAAGAACAAGACAACAUAA